AUGAGCAGAACACUCAACCCCUUCACCUCGAAACGGCUGAUAUACCGAGCCGUAGAGGACAAUAGCGACGACGAAGACUUCAUUCACAAAAUUCAACGUGAUGCUCAGGCGCAAUCAGGCUCUAGCGCCUCCCUGCUCGUGCCGGAAAACAAAAAGUCGAGCAACAAGUUCAAGGAAUACCUGCUGGAACGCGCCCUCAUGAGCACCAUUGUCUGUCUGCCCGCCAACACGACAGACGCGACAGACGCCAAGCCCACGCCCAUAGGCAUUAUUGCUCUAAAGCACAUUGAAAAGGGCGGCGAGCAGAACCGCCACAGCUACAUCAGCAUCGACAUUCUGGACGGGUAUCGGGGCAAAGGCUACGGUGGCGAGGCCAUUGAGUGGGCGCUAGGCUAUGCGUUUCAAAUGGCUGGUCUGCACCGUGUCGGUAUCGAGACAUUUAGCCAUAAUACGGGAGCCAUGCAGUUGUACGAACGGCUUGGGUUUGUGCUGGAGGGGCGCAAGAGGGAGGAAAUCUGGUUCAAUGGCCAGUGGGAAGACUAUAUCACUUACGGUAUGCUGGAGAAUGAGUGGCGGGACAAGAUGAAGAGAGAGGGGAGGAACUGGAGAGAAUAG
Molecule: messenger RNA, 615 nt
Organism: Pestalotiopsis fici W106-1
Lineage: Eukaryota; Fungi; Ascomycota; Sordariomycetes; Amphisphaeriales; Sporocadaceae
Exons: 1
Coding region: 1-615 (204 amino acids)
Molecular function (GO): acyltransferase activity, transferring groups other than amino-acyl groups
Source: RefSeq, a predicted model, not a curated record